Messenger RNA from Arachis duranensis, 1660 nucleotides. Its product is annotated as isocitrate dehydrogenase [NADP]. Bases 115 to 1350 code for a protein of 411 amino acids. Gene Ontology annotation, biological process: isocitrate metabolic process. Gene Ontology annotation, cellular component: mitochondrion. The transcript is spliced from 16 exons. Gene Ontology annotation, molecular function: magnesium ion binding; isocitrate dehydrogenase (NADP+) activity; NAD binding. The record is from RefSeq and is a predicted model, not a curated record. NCBI's taxonomy places the organism in Eukaryota, Viridiplantae, Streptophyta, Magnoliopsida, Fabales, Fabaceae.
UUCUGUUUUCUAUAUAGUCUCUCUUUCUCAUUUCCCAGCUCCAGUAAGUCUCACACUCUCACCUACCAAGCCUUUCACGAGUCAUAGAUCGGAAAAGAAAAAAUUCAAGCUGCCAUGGGAUUUGAGAAGAUCAAGGUCGACAACCCCAUCGUCGAGAUGGACGGUGAUGAAAUGACCAGAGUUAUCUGGAAGUCAAUCAAGGAUAAGCUCAUUUUGCCCUUCAUGGAGUUGGACAUCAAGUAUUUUGACCUUGGUCUUCCCUACCGUGAUCAGACUGAUGAUAAAGUUACAGUUGAGAGUGCAGAAGCAACUCUUAAGUAUAAUGUAGCAAUCAAGUGUGCAACUAUCACGCCAGAUGAGGCUCGAGUGAAGGAAUUUGACCUCAAGCAAAUGUGGAAGAGUCCAAAUGGGACAAUUAGGAACAUUUUGAAUGGAACUGUCUUCAGAGAACCCAUUCUUUGCAAAAACGUCCCUCGCCUUGUUCCUGGCUGGACAAAGCCAAUAUGCAUUGGAAGACACGCAUUUGGUGAUCAAUAUAGGGCCACUGACACAGUUAUUAAAGGAGCUGGGAAAUUAAAGCUGGUGUUUGUUCCAGAAAGUGGUGAAAAGACUGAACUAGAGGUUUUUAACUUCACCGGUGAAGGAGGUGUUUCAAUGGCUAUGUACAACACUGAUGAGUCUAUCCGUGCUUUUGCUGAGUCUUCUAUGGCAACUGCUCUUGAGAAAAAAUGGCCUCUUUAUCUUAGCACCAAAAACACAAUUCUUAAGAAAUAUGAUGGAAGAUUCAAGGACAUAUUCCAAGAAGUGUAUGAGAAAAACUGGAAAUCAAAGUAUGAGGCUGCUGGUAUAUGGUAUGAGCAUCGGCUCAUUGAUGAUAUGGUGGCGUAUGCACUCAAGAGUGAAGGAGGUUACGUAUGGGCAUGCAAGAACUAUGAUGGAGAUGUCCAGAGUGAUUUCUUAGCUCAAGGUUUUGGAUCAUUGGGUUUGAUGACAUCUGUAUUGGUUUGCCCUGAUGGGAAGACUAUUGAAGCAGAAGCAGCUCACGGCACAGUAACGCGUCACUAUAGGGUUCAUCAGAAAGGAGGGGAAACCAGCACAAACAGCAUAGCAUCCAUCUUUGCUUGGACUAGAGGGCUUGCCCACAGGGCAAAAUUGGAUAACAAUGCCAGACUUUUGGAUUUCACUCAAAAACUAGAAGCAGCUUGCAUUGGAGUAGUGGAGGCCGGGAAGAUGACCAAGGAUUUGGCACUCAUUAUUCAUGGACCCAAGCUUUCAAGGGAGAAUUACCUGAACACCGAGGAGUUCAUCGAUGCAGUGGCAGCGGAACUGAAAGCACAGCUUUCUGCUUAGUCCGGUUUUAGUUUCAGAGACAGGGGAUAAAGGACAAAGCUGAAAGGAGAUCAUAUACUCUCUUCAGAAGAAAUAAGAAGGGCAAGAGUAGCAUUGGUCGUUUGCUCCAUUUUAACUUCAUAUGCGUUAGGUUGGUGGAAUGAAUGGCUUAGCUGCUUCCCCAUAUUGUUUUAACUGAUUUGUUAUUUGCAAUUUUGAACCGAUCCCUUCUAAGUUUGAAUGGAUUUUAUGUUCAUGCUGAUUUUAAUUUGCUGUUCAAACUUCUCAUUCUGUAUCUCAUACGGAGUCAUUAAAUUGAGUGUUGGAAAAA